CCUCCCCCACCCCCAUGGACACCGACGUAAAAGCACCCAUCCUCUCUCACCUGAUGACCUCCCGCCGCCUGCAUGGUCGCAAGAGGUCUCCGAGCGCCGGCACGCACAGAAGAAACGGCGCUUUGUCAAAUUCGCCGUCCUCUCCGUCAUGCUUAUCUGGUUGGGCGUACAUUCGCGCCAUCACCUGAAGCAUGGCGCGCAGAAGGUGUUCUCCGCGCUGUCGACCGACGAGCACAAGAUGGCAGCGAGUUCCUGGCCGAUACCCGACGAGUACAGCGCGGACUGCGUGAAGUGGUCGAACGUCGAGAAGGUCCUGGACAUCGAGGCAGACCACAGGUUCCCCUAUUCCGCCGAGGCGAACAUCGAAAUCCCCAUCACCGCGGAUUCCUCUUCGUUGUCUCCCACGCCGUCCGCCACCACACCGUCCUCGCUGGGGGACGUGUGCAGUUCGUACAGUCGGAGGAGGUCGGCGACAAGCUCCAGAUCGGCGUCACUGCGCAUGUGCACCGUGAAAAAGAUCUGAAGCAUGUCAAGACAUGUCUGCUGGAAGGCGAAGCUGGGGCCAGGGGUGCUGGACUCUUUACCAACUGGGUUUCCAAGUCGCACCACAGGCACCGCCGGCAGCCCCGAUUCCGCCUUGACGUCGUUGUAGCUUUCCCUGCCACGGACAAGGAUUCCUCUCUUGCUGUCAAGGAGUUCUGGACCAACAUGACCGCCUUUUCGCAGGAGUUCUAUGAUCUGAGCGGAGUCGCUUUUGACUCACUGAACGUUCGAAACUUCCUGGGCCCAAUCUCUGCUGAAAACCUCAAAGCAAAGGCCGCCAACAUCGAGACCGAUUUCGGACCCAUCCGCAUUGGAUCGUUGAAUGUCACUGCAGCGAACGUCACCACAACCAUGGGUCCCAUUUCUGGCUCCUUCUUUGCUUCCGACUCUCUUUCCUUGAAGACCUCCAAUGGUCCAAUUCUUGCCCACAUCGAGCUUUCCGACACGGACGCGAAGAAGGGACCUGCUCAGCUCCAGCUCCACACCUCGAACGGCAUCAUCGACUCUUCCGUCGACCUUUCCACGACGAAGGACGAGUCGGCAUUCGACCUGAUCGCCAAAACGUCGAACGGCCGCCUCGCGCUCGCCGUCCCCUCCGCGCCCAUCGACAGCACCAUCACGCUCGACGCGCGGACCGCGUUCGGCUCGGCGCACGUGAAACUCCCCGCGACGUUCGAGGGCGCGUUCAGCGCGAGCACCAGCAUCGGCGCGGCGUCGCUCAAGGCCGACGAGAACGCCCCGGAUCCCAGCGGACAAGGCCGCGCGCGCAAGGUCGUGGUCGAUGCGGCGGGCGCACGAACGUCCAGGGCAGCGUCGGCUGGAGCGAGGAGGGCCUGGCCAGGGGCAAUGCCCAUGUCGAGACGAGCAUCGCCAGUGUUGUUUUGGAGCUCUAAAUCAUUGUAACUGUAAUAAUCGUUGCGUCGAAAUUCAUCCACGUCGAACGCGUUGAGAUGUGUUGAGCAGGUGGAAAUGAGCUGAACAGAUUGGAACAGGUUCUAAGAUGUUGACGCCAGCAGUUUCAAACUAUGAUCUGAAUAUGAUAUGUUUAUAGAGAGCAUAUCUUCGCAGCAGACGCGGAAGGUUGAACGCACAUGAAACUGAGGAUCGUGGAUGAUGAUUAUGGAAUUGAUGAUAUCAGAUGUAGUGUUCGAAGAUGAUCACUUCAAGUGCUGAUGACAGUCAGGCCCCUCACAUCCCCCAUGGCCCACCACGACGUCGUCUAAUGUUUGAUACUUGAUCUCAUACUGUGGCCUGAUAACUUAUCAGCCACGCAUCCGAACCCCAAUCUGCAUCCCCCUCUGUCCUUGAUCCGUCUACGCAUGUCUCACAGCGCGACGCAGAGCAAGGCCGUCCUGGUCAUGCUCGCGACCGGCAAGCAGGGCGCCGCCGCCGUCCACGGUCCGCCCACCCCAGAGGCAUGGCGUCGCGCACUUCGUCUGUGACUCGAGCGUCAACUUUGCGGUGUGCCCGGCGACAGGACUGACGUGCCCCAGUGUGUUGAACCCCCCCCCCUUUUCUUCGUCUUCGCCGUUCCUCGCACGGUUUGCGUGCUGCUGACCGGCACUGCACCAGCUUCGAGUCCAAGCCCCUUGCGGAGGCGUGCCUGAGGCGCACGCACCCCGGGCUGCCGCGCACGAUCCUGCGCCCGACGACGUUCAUGGACCAGCUGACGCUCGGCGCCCCCGACGCGCUCCUCGCGCGUGUGCUGCUCCUCACGCAGCUCAAGCCGGGCAGGCGCCUGCAGAUGAUCGCGUGCGCGGAUAUCGGGGAGAUUGCGGCGAUCGUCAUCCAGGAUCCCGAGACGUACAUCGGGAGGGACUUCGAUAUGGCGGGGGACGAGGUCAGUGCGGAGGAACUGGCGGCGGGGUGGAGGGACUUGUUUGGGACGGAGAUGCGGCCCAGGACGUUCGCGGGCGGGGCGAUCGGCUGGGCUUUGCGAGUGGGACUUGCGGAACUGAAAGCGAUGUUCAAGUUUUUUAAUGAGACUGGGUUCAACGUUGACAUUCCUGCGUUACGAGCGACGCAUCCCGGUCUCAAGACUUGGAAGACGUUCCUCUCGUCGAUCAAAUCUCCGUAACGCACAGAAAAUCUCCUAUCGUUGUUGUGUUGUCUUAGAUCAGAACAUGGUUUCUUCAGAACGUCGACUGCCGCCGGAGCUCGAGCGCAGGAUAUUCGAGCUCAGUGCCCUGGAACACCCGGACACGAUCCCGGCGCUCAUGAUCGUUGCCUGGCGUGUGCUGAUAUGGAUCGAACCCUUUCGCUACCUGACGCUGGUUGCGACCCCGAGAUCGCGGUCGCUGGCCCAGUUCAUGCGCUAUGCCCAGGCCUCGCCCGGCGCCACUCUGCGCGUGCGCAACCUGUUCGUUCCGGCCUCGCCCCGGCCGCCCCGCCACGUCUCAUUCGUCCUUGGCGCCAGUCUCAGCCUCACGAAUCUCGUGCUCAUGAGCGGCAGCCCGGCGCUGCUGCCGGGCCUGCGCAAGCAGCUGCACCUGCGGCGGUUCUGCGUGAACCUGUCGCGGCUGUUCGACAACGGGCAGAUCCUCCGGAACUUGAGACACGCAGCGGUGUUCAAGCGGAUCACGCACCUGUCUGUCCUGGACCGGAUCCACCGCGAGCCCGAGAGCGAGCUCCUGUGCGGCAUCGGGGCGCUUCCCGCGCUGACGCACCUGUGUCUGCACUCCUUCGUGCACCGCGCGCAGCUGCUGUGCGUCCUCGCGGGGUGCACCCAGC
Molecule: messenger RNA, 3273 nt
Organism: Mycena citricolor
Lineage: Eukaryota; Fungi; Basidiomycota; Agaricomycetes; Agaricales; Mycenaceae
Source: the annotation of a GenBank genome assembly